Paracoccidioides lutzii Pb01 is the source of this 759-nucleotide messenger RNA. RefSeq lists its product as hypothetical. The coding region runs from base 1 to 759 and encodes 252 amino acids. The record is from RefSeq and is a predicted model, not a curated record. The transcript has 4 exons.
AUGGUUCUUAACAUGUUCCACUGCGAAGUUUCACUCGCACAUCACUUGUGGGUGGUGUCAAUGUUGGCUAUCCGCUCAAUGCUAGGAACCUUACCCACAGUUUCCAUACCGAAUUUAGGCUAUUUCUCAGUCCUCUUCGACCCUGUUCCUGGCCAGGAGCAUACCUACCGAAUUGAUACGGCAGGUGAAUAUGUUGACAGGAUUCUCCAGGAUAUGGAGGAAGCGCGCGCCCCUCUACCCGUCUCCGCAACCCGUGCUUCCAGAGUCGCCCUUGCAGAGCCGCUCGUCGAUGGAUACGCUGAAGGAUGCCAGAUGUGGAAACUGCAGGCUGGCCCGCCCCCCAACCCUAUGGGCAUGACCGGGAUGCAACCACCAGGAAAUUGUUCACUCAGACGGCCUGAGAGAUGGCCAGGGAAAAGGCAGGCACUAGAUAUUGCAUCUUUCCGUGCCCCACCCCUCUACAGAAGGCCAGACCCCAUCUGGACCGCACAGCAGGAGUGGGACGAUGCUGAAAUAGACGCCGCCCUGGAAGAAGCCAGGGCGGCAAUUGAGCAUCCUGGCUCACUGACAAAGCCUCCGGAACCUCAUACGUCUGCCUGGACAACGAAGAGGCCGCUAUCCGCCUCCCGCCUCUAUUCUGAAACUGGUGGGGGGUUUGGUUUCGUUGUUUCGUUGUUUCGCUGUUUCGUUUGUCAUCAGCAAUUUGAGUUCGUGCGUAGGCUCAAUAUCCGUCUCCCAUUCAUGGGAGAAGAAGAAUAA